GAGUUAGAUGUUAUUAUUAUUUUGAUUUCCAGAUGAAUACACAGAAGCACAGCAAAAGUGACUCCAACAAGCACCCUCUACUCUAGAAUACACGCUUUAGGGAACUGAGUCCUCUCUCUCUCUUGCUCUCUCUUUCGCUCUCAUCUGCCACUCCACCAGCUACUUUAAGCUUUGUGAAUGGGUGAUAGAAAAAUAGAGAAAAGAGAAAGAAGAAUAAGAAAUGAAGAGUGGAGGAAAGGAAGAAAGAAUGGAGAGGUUUUAUCCUACUUGGAAUAAAAUUCUUUCUAGUCGCUAUCCAUACCUGCUCAUCUAUCCAGACCUACAGAGUAGAAGGGAUCUUUGGGUUCACCUUACAGGGGAGAAAACAGGCUUCAGAAGGGUAUGACUUUCCCCCAACCAUUGAGAGAGCGGGAUCAAACUAACCACCAGAACUAUUUUCCUGACAGAAUGUUUGCCUUGUAUGUUUCAGGCCCACAUGGCUCCUUUCACCUUUCUUACACAGGUGACAUUCCCAGAACCUGGAGGCCAGGCUACAACACAGAGUCAAUCAAUAACUAGGGAGAUCUAUGAUAUAGCCCAGUAGGUGGGGCCUUGCUGUCGUCUGCCAUAUGACCCUUCCAGUCCCAGGCUUCUGAAGAGACGUGGUAAGUGCAGUGCAGUUUUCAACUGACCUCUGGACGCAGAAUUUCAGCCAUGCAAGUAACAGGCAUCUUUCUUCUCAGUGCCUUGGCCCUGUUGAGUCUACCUGGUAACACUGGAGCUGACUCCCUGGGAAGAGAGGCCAAAUGUUACAAUGAACUUACUGGAUGCACCAAGAUAUACGACCCUGUCUGUGGGACUGAUGGAAAAACUUAUCCCAAUGAAUGUGUGCUAUGUUUUGAAAAUCAGUGAGUACA
This is a messenger RNA of Chlorocebus sabaeus (green monkey), 896 nucleotides long. RefSeq names its product serine peptidase inhibitor Kazal type 1 (gene SPINK1). The record is from RefSeq and is a predicted model, not a curated record. NCBI's taxonomy places the organism in Eukaryota, Metazoa, Chordata, Mammalia, Primates, Cercopithecidae. Gene Ontology annotation, molecular function: protein binding; serine-type endopeptidase inhibitor activity.